AUGGUUUCCAAAGAUCAAAUUUCAAUCCGCAUCGUUUGCGUGGAUCAUUACAUGGGCAAACCUGAUCCGCAGUUUGAUACAUGUUACUCGGAGUUUCGCGGUUCGGAAGUAAAACAAGUACCGGUUAUUCGAUUGUUUGGUUCGAGCGCCAACGGAAGGCAUAGCUGCGUUCAUAUCCAUGGAGUCUUUCCAUACUUCUAUAUCCCGUAUAACGGAACAACGAGCGACAAGCUUGCGGUGGACAAGAAAAUCUAUCAGCUAGCAAUGGCUCUCGAUAAAGCUAUCAACAUUUCUCUAGGACAUUCCCAAUCCCAAACCAAACACAUCUUUAAAAUUGUACUAGUUAAAGGAAUGCCGAUUUAUGGUUAUCAUCUUAAUGAACACCACUACCUUAAGAUUUACAUGUAUAAUCCGCUGCUAAUACGAACUGCUACCCAGCUGUUGAUGAAUGGAACUAUCCUGUCGAUGCCCUAUCAAGUUCACGAAACACACAUUCCGUACAUUUUGCAGUUUUUCAUCGAUUACAAUCUAUAUGGCAUGAGCUUUUUGGUUUUGGAUACACGGCACUUGAAGCAAAGGAUGAAUGUUGCCGCGCAUGAGCCUGCAAAUGGCACUCCGAAAAUGUCAACAUCCGACUACGAAAUAGACGUACUGGCGUCGGACAUACUUAAUCGAGAACCAAAGGAAAGGCAUAAAUCUGUGGAAUUUGCGAAUCCAGGAAUUGCUUCGAUAUGGAAAGAUGAACAAACUAGACGGCAUUUGCUGGGUCUGGAGCAACCAGCUCAAAUGAAUCUUUCACAAAGCACAGGUCCGGUAAAGGAAGUAAUAACAGAGAGCGAUCGAUUCUACAGGGCACUUCUGUUGUCGAAAUUGUCGAAAAAACAAAAAUCUGAUGCAUCGACAGAAGAUCAAAGUGCAUCUCUACCUUCUGCUUAUCCAUCAGAGGCGGCUGCAGGAGAGAAACUCAUCGAUGCAUCAUACAUCGCAAAUCACCGGCAAGGUUCCAGCAAUGACAGUCUGUACGAUUCUCAAAUCAGCUAUUACUUUGAUUCUUCGACCGUAGUUGAUGAACAUAAGAUCGCUACAAUGUCACAAAAUCCAAAUGCAACUAUGGGUGAGGAAGACUAUGACAUUCUCGAAAUAAUGCGACAACUGGAAGAGCAAGAAACUAACAACUUCGAAAACGACUGCCUAUUGGCACCCCUCACACAGCAGCAUGAUUCUGCUCCUGGAAGUUUGAAUCUCUCGCAAGCAAACAAACUUUUAAGUGCAUCUAUGCGUGGAGACUUAAAUAUCGCAUCUCUUAACAUCACACAAAUUGAAAACCACGUUGAUACUCUAAACGAUUACCUUGAUUCGGACGAUGAAUUUAUGCUUGAUUUUACGCAGAAGCAAACUAAAGAAGUAAUUGAUGGCUUUAUGAAAGAUUUAGCACACCUUAAACACUAUUUUGACGAUAGUGGGGAUGAUCUCCUAUCUGGUGGGAGCAUCCCGCAACUGGAUGGUGGAGAUGACUCUUUGGUAUCGACGCCAUCGAAACGUAACCGAGAAAUCGAGGAAAAGGAAAAGCCGGAAGAUCCUACUAUGAAAAAGAUGCGCACUGAUCUUAGCCACCCCACAACUCGCAAAACCCUAACGCCACGCAGAGUCACAUUCGCUUUGUCGCCUACCGAAAAAAAUGAUGAUCGAACGAAGCGUGUACUGAAAGAAUUUGAGGCGUUGUCUCCGAAUUUAUUGAAAAAAAUGGAAAUCAGAGUUCCAAAAUUAGGAGUGAAUAAAAAAUCUAUCCUCUUCAGUCACAAAAAUCUAUUUACCCAGCAAAACAGCCCAGCUAAAAAUAUUCCGUUAAAAAAUCUCCAUAUACGCUUGACCAAGUUUGAUCAUACCGCAUAUGACUUACAUACAGCACCCACCGUCUUUAAAAUGACUGAUGCACCAUCCUAUGAUCGUUACCAGCUUGCUAGAGAUUACGAUUUGUUUCAUAACUACAAUCCAAUGGAAGGGCCUUCUAGGCCAAAAAAUAAGGACGUGCGUAAAAAAAUCCACCCAAAAUCGCAAACCGAACCCUCGGAAGCAAAACGUUUAAAACUAGAAGAAGUGCAAACGCGACAUCAAAUAGAAAUAUUACUCUCCGAAAGAUUUAAAAACAUUGUCCGCCUUUCACCGAAGGUGUUAAUUAAGCCCUUGUUAUUGAAUGAAAAGGCCGCCGUAAACUACGAACUGUCCCUUUCGGAUUACAUUGAGCAAUCUUCGGUAGAUUCUUCUGGUCAAGAACCGACUAAUAAUGGUAACUCGGAUUUGAUUACUUCGGAGGGUUUGCUAGCUACUACAACAAUUAACGAAGACUGUAAUCAAGGAUCAAUGACCGAUCCCGACAUAAUGGACGUGGAAUUUUCUUUGCCAACAAGCAGUGAUUCAUGUGAAACUGAAAUCUUAACACAAAGGCACGAGAAGACGUAUAUUAUUGAUGAUGAUUCUUCCGAUGACAAUCAUCGUAUCGCUAGUGAAAAAGAAAAUAAUGAUCAAGUUUCGAUCUCAGAUGAUGAUUCGGAUCACAGUAUUUGCCUGAGUGCUACGUUACUUAUCGAUGAAACAGCAACUAAAGAGCGGUUAGAAAAGAAAAGCGAUGGCAGUGAUGCUAUAAACAACUCGUCAACCAACAGUCAAUCUUUUGGAACAUUAAAAUCUACUGUACCUAUUGGUAUUCAGCUGGAUGGUGUUGGUGAAACGAGCGAUGAAAUUAGCAGUGAUGAACAGGAACCGGAAAAGCGAAUGAUUGAUGUAGAAGAAGAGGGCGUUGAAGAUGUUGACAGUCAGACACACAUUCAAAGUUUCUGUGAAAAAACAUUGGUAUGCGAGCGUGAUGUUAUUUUUUCCGAUACAGAUGAAAGUUGUAGCGAGUCUCGUAGUCCCGAAGCCGAGUGUCGUGACGAUGCGGACGAAUGCAUAAUGAUAUCUCUACAGAUAUCCGCACCAACACGUGAUGAAGCGCUACAGGCCAUAGAUUCUUUGGAAAUACCUGCCGUCGUGAAUAAAACCCCAUUCUACGGGAACCCAGCAGAUGUAACUGGGAAAAAAGAGGUUGGCCAUACAGUCCUACACAUCACGGGAAACAGUUUAAAUGAUGUGGAAGAAUUUACAAGCUCAAUUGCUGGUCUUGGUUCUCUAAAACAUCUGAGAUACAACAAUCUUCAGCGUACGUUUGGUGACAGCAUUGACGAAGUACUGGGAUCUGCGGGACCAAAAGGUUCCAGUUCAGAUAGAAUCAAAGAGUUACUAGCCUCAGAAGAUACAAUUGCGAUCACUCCAUCGGAUCUUCCACCGAAUCGCACCGAAGCCAAUUCCUGGCUUGAUAACAGAUAUCGGAAGUUUCCGGAAAAGCAACAAGAGCCGAUGGAAACCGAUAGCCCUAUUAAAGUGAGGACGGAGCAUACGAUUCUGUCCGUGAAUGAAGCCAUCGAAUCGAGUCAAUCAGGACCAUCGAAGAUUGAUACCGAAUCCUCGCUUAAUUUGAGCGUGUUGAUCGCGAGCGAGAAAAACGCUACGAUAACUAAUGGAAAUAGCACUACAAGCUUGGUCUCAAAAAUUAUGAGCCUGAACACCUAUGGUGUACCGGAAACUUCUCUUUUAAGUAACUAUAACUCGGGAGCAAUUGCCAACGAAAAGGAAUUAGGCGGCGAAAUGCAUGACAAAAACUCGUCCGAUUCGGUAACUCCAGAUGAAACCAACGACGAGCAGAGUGGAACCGAAUCGGAAGACAUCAUUGAAUGUUCACCUAUCGCAAAAAACUCAACAAAAGAUGUGACACACGAUCUUCCAACAGUUGAGCCAGUCGAAGAGGAACAUAACACUCAGAAUGUACAGACUGAAAAAAUUGCAUCGUCACAUGGUAUCGUGACUUCAGACCAAUCGGAUUUAAUCGAGCAAAGCAACUCUACAGUGGCAGAUAACACUCUUGGUUUCAAAGUAAACUAUGAAAAUCUGCAAGAUGCAAAAUCUAAAUGCGAGUACAACUAUCUCACUAUAUUAUCACUCGAGCUGCAUGUGAAGACUCGGGGUGAUUUGCUACCGAAUCCAAGCAUUGACCCAAUAACUACGAUCUUCUAUCGUAUUCAUAACGACGUCCCGCCCAAUCAUCCGAGAGCUUCAUCGAUAUGCGGGAUUAUAAUGAAUAAUGACCUAGGUGAAGUGAACAGUGGGAACGAAAAAGACGGCAAAAUAAGCUAUAAGUACAACCAGUCGGCGUACGAGGCAGACGUCGUUGUAGUGACUGGGGAGCGCGAACUGUACGAAAAGUUCUUGAUGCUCGUUUCUUUCUGGGAUCCGGACAUAUUCACCGGUUAUGAAAUCGAGAGCGUAUCUUGGGGCUACGUAAUCGAGCGGGGCUACGCGUUGGAAAUGAAUCUAUUGAAAAUGUUAUCGCGUGUUCCUACCGCUGGGAAAGUACAUGUUUCGGAAGAGGAACAACAGGAGCUGCUAGAGAUGCACGAUUACAGCGCUGGUCUGAAGAUUCCUGGUCGCAUUCUGUUAGACAUUUGGCGGCUGAUGCGUCACGAGAUUGCCUUAACUUCGUACACGUUCGAAAAUGUGGUGUAUCACAUUCUGCACCGACGAAUACCGAACCAUUCCUUCGAGCAUCUGACUCGUAUGUGGAAUAAAUCGUACAGCCGGUGGGUAGUGCUGGAGUACUAUCUUGAACGGGUGAACGGGAAUCUUGAAAUUCUCAACCAGCUCGACCUGAUCGAUCGCACUGCCGAACUAGCCAAGCUGUUUGGCAUACAGUUCUACGAGGUGCUAUCCCGCGGGUCACAGUUCCGUGUCGAAAGCAUGAUGUUACGGAUAGCAAAGCCCAGAAAUUUUGUCUCCGUGUCACCGAGCAUCCAACAGCGUGCCCAUAUGCGAGCGCCAGAAUAUUUGCCUUUGAUCAUGGAACCGAAUUCGCGCUUCUAUGCGGAUCCAAUCAUUGUGCUUGAUUUCCAGAGUCUCUAUCCAAGCGUGAUCAUUGCUUACAACUACUGCUUUUCUACCUGUUUAGGACGCAUCGAACAUCUUGGGGAGUCAACCAUGGAAUUUGAAUUUGGCGCAUCAAACCUUCGAGUUCCACCGAAGAUGGUAGCGGCACUGCUCGAAAAAAAUCUAGUGACUUUCUCCCCAUGUGGCGUGGCAUUUGUGAAGAAUAGUGUUCGCGAGGGUGUGUUACCGCGCAUGUUAAGUGAAAUCCUCAAUACCCGGCUAAUGGUUAAAAAAUCGAUGAAGCUUCAUAAAGACAACACCGUUUUGCAACGAGUACUCCAUUCGCGCCAGCUCGGCCUAAAGCUGAUAGCGAACGUCACGUACGGUUACACGGCAGCCAACUUCAGUGGAAGGAUGCCGUGUGUCGAGAUCGGGGACAGCGUUGUGGCUAAGGGUCGAGAAACUUUGGAACGAGCGAUCAAGCUGGUGGAGGAAACGGAACGUUGGGGAGCAAAGGUGGUUUAUGGCGAUACCGAUUCUCUGUUCGUGCUCUGCCCAGGUAGAACCAAAGAAGCUGCAUUCAAAAUAGGCGAAGAGAUUGCCGAAUCCGUCACCAAAGACAAUCCGCCACCAAUCAAGUUGAAGCUGGAAAAGGUGUACCUUCCUUCAAUAUUGCAAACUAAGAAACGCUACGUUGGAUAUAUGUAUGAAUCGGCUGACCAAGAGAAGCCCACGUACGAAGCAAAGGGCAUAGAAACCGUGAGACGAGAUGGUUGCCCGAUCGUUGCCAAAAUGCUCGAAAAGGUGCUGCGCAUUCUCUUCGAAACUUGCGACGUGUCGAAAGUGAAACACUACGUCUGCCGGCAGUUUACCAAGAUUCUGGAAGGACGAAUCAACCUGCAAGACUUUAUAUUCGCCAAAGAGUUCCGCGGGGAGGACGGCUACAAGGAAAACGCCUGUGUGCCAGCUCUAGAACUGACGAGAAAAUGGAAACAAACCGAUCCCCGCCGAGAACCGCGCAGGGGACAGAGAGUACCAUAUGUUAUCAUCAAUGGACCCCCGCUCGUGCCACUUAUUCGACUUGUACGAAGUCCCUAUGAGUUGCUUGCCAACGAAGGACUCAAAAUAAAUUCAAACUACUACAUCUCGAAGGCGAUCAUCCCCCCGCUGAACCGUUGCCUUUUGCUGAUUGGUGCUGACGUUAACCAGUGGUACAACGAUUUACCAAGAAAGACGCUAAUACUGCACAAUACCGGGGGCGAAGGUUUUUCCAGCAAAUUAGCAGCACCGGUCACACAACAAAAACACAAGAAAAGUACAAUCACGCAGUAUUUUUCAACAACAAACUGCAUCACAGACUGCGGAAAACAAACCCAACUGGGAAUCUGUGAAAACUGCCGAAAGCAGCCUCAGCGUGCGCUGGCAUACGUGAUGAGCAAUGUAAAUAAGUUGGAGCGAAAACUCGAAUUAACGAAAAAGAUGUGCGGAUCGUGCAGCCAGCGGACAUUCGAUACGGGAUGCAUUUCCUUGGAUUGUCCAGUAGUUUAUUCGCUAAACCGGUGCAUGUUGGAAUGCAAGCAGGCCCAAUAUUUUCGCGAUCUUGUUGAAGAGUUUUUCUAACAAUGUAUAGCCGUCAGGCAGCAAUCGAAUAACAUGCAAAGUAGUCAAUCGACUAUCAUUGUAUUUUAUGUUGUGCUUCAAAUAGAUCUAUGUUUGCUGUUCUUCGAUCAGAUGUUGAAAAUUUGCUGUUGUUUUCAAAA
Molecule: messenger RNA, 6713 nt
Organism: Anopheles nili
Lineage: Eukaryota; Metazoa; Arthropoda; Insecta; Diptera; Culicidae
Gene: DNApol-zeta
Product: DNA polymerase zeta catalytic subunit
Exons: 11
Coding region: 1-6573 (2190 amino acids)
Biological process (GO): double-strand break repair via homologous recombination; error-prone translesion synthesis
Cellular component (GO): nucleus; zeta DNA polymerase complex
Molecular function (GO): DNA-directed DNA polymerase activity; nucleotide binding; DNA binding
Source: RefSeq, a predicted model, not a curated record